Messenger RNA from Cladophialophora bantiana CBS 173.52, 375 nucleotides. RefSeq lists its product as uncharacterized. The record is from RefSeq and is a predicted model, not a curated record. Lineage: Eukaryota; Fungi; Ascomycota; Eurotiomycetes; Chaetothyriales; Herpotrichiellaceae. The coding region runs from base 1 to 375 and encodes 124 amino acids. The transcript is spliced from 2 exons.
AUGGCGCACAUCUGCCUCGAGCAGUUUCGGAUCGACACCUUGCGCUCGGUCGAGCGCGAAAUUAAGCCCGAGCACGUGGAAGAGGCACUCCGAAACCCCCAGCCCUUCUACUAUCAAUAUUUCCGUCAGAUUAUGUUGGACCGGCGUAUCCACACAGUGACCGGCAACAAGUCCGAUUUUAAAGAACCGCUUAGCCUCGUCGAGUACCUCUUUAAUUGGGACGACCAGUUUAUGAACCAUCGCUAUCGUGCCGGGUGGCCCGCUGACCUUCCCGAGUGGAUUUCAUGGUCGCCCGAACAGUGGGCCGAGUGGAUCGCGACACAGCAACGUCGCAUUGACCAGGCGAGAGACAGUCUUGAGGAAAGCCCCGUGUAA